UUUCUAAAGUCUAUGCACUUAAACAAAUAAUACACGAAAGUUUAAACGUCACCGUUUUACGAAGACCGACCAGUUAGAUCUCUGCGUUCAGCAGAAACCAGCACCCUCGUGUCAAUCGCCCGAAAUCUCUUUCUGUCUCUCUGUAGAUCACAGUGAGUUGCUACAGUUUGUUCUCUAAAACCCUAGUUUCUGUAUCUCUGUAAACCCUAAAACUCAGAUUCUUAAAACAAACAUUGUCUGUUCUACCCAAAAUUACCCUUGGAAGUGUAUACUAGCAAAACCCUAGAUAAAAGUUUUUAUUUUUAUUCUCCCGAAACUGUUUAUGUAAAUUUCCUUCGGUUACCGGCUGAGUAAACUCUUUGACUAUUCGCCCCUCGAAAUUUCAGCCCAGAAGAGAUCUUUUAAAGCUUCUGUUUUUUUUUAGUGUGUUCCUUUCAAUCCGUGUCCGAGUUAACUCGUUUAUUGACUCAGUGAGUCAUAAUACCGAGUAUUUUUGAGGUGGAGGAUGUUGAUGUUGAUGUUGGAGCAAUAUGGAGGGAAUUGAAGGGAUUGGUAGUGGAGAGAAUGGGAGCUCGAGCGAGGGUCGCCCACCAAACCCUCUUACGACGCCGUAUCGCAAGUGCUUAAACAAUGAUCGAGUGGUGGUCCCCUGUAAGAAGUCCUUGGUUCGUCAUGCGUCUCUUCAGAUGAAGACAAAGACAGUGGAAAUUUCUGUUGAACCUGUAGUUGGUGAAGAAAAUCAUGAGACCGAGUUCAUUCCAAUUGUCCGCUCUGGAGCAUGGGCUGAUAUUGGAAUUCGCACAAGCAUGGAAGAUGUAUUUUUGUGUGUUGACAAUUUUAUGUUUAAUUAUGGGCUGAAGAAUUCUACAGAUGGUCCCAGUGCCUUCUAUGGGAUGUUUGAUGGACAUGGUGGAAAGCAUGCUGCUGACUUUGCCUGCAACAAUUUGCCAAGGUUUAUUGUUGAGGAUGAAGCAUUUCCAAAGGAAAUUGAGAAGGUUGUUACAUCAGCUUUUCUCCAAACUGACAAUGCUUUUGCAGAAGCUUGCUCCUUUGAUGCUGCCCUUGCUUCUGGCACCACUGCAUUGGCAGCUCUUGUUGUUGGGAGGUCAUUGUUGGUGGCAAAUGCUGGAGAUUGUCGAGCAGUAUUAUGUCGCCGCGGUAAGGCAAUUGAAAUGUCAAGGGAUCACAAACCAAUCUGCAUUAGAGAGAAAAUGCGAAUUGAGGCAUCCGGUGGGUAUGUCUAUGAUGGCUAUCUCAAUGGGCAACUCAAUGUGGCUCGUGCUUUAGGGGACUGGCACAUGGAAGGAAUGAAAGGUACAGAUGGUGGGCCACUUAGUGCAGAGCCUGAGUGUAUGACUACAAAACUGACGGAGGAGGACGAAUUCCUCAUCAUAGCAUGUGAUGGGAUAUGGGAUGUGUUUAGGAGCCAAAAUGCUGUGGAUUUUGCUCGGCGGAGGCUUCAGGAGCACAAUGAUCCAGUCAUGUGUAGCAAGGAUGUUGUUGAUGAGGCUUUGAAGAGAAAGAGUGGAGAUAAUCUAGCUGUAGUUGUGGUAUGCUUCCAAUCCCAGCCUCCCCCAAACUUGGUUGCUCCACGCUCAAGAGUGCAAAGGAGCUUUUCUGCUGAGGGUUUGAGGGAGUUGCAAAGCUUCUUGGACAGCUUAGGAAAUUGAGAUGGUGACGAAUACUUUUUGUCUUUUUCCCUUUUAAUUUAAUUGUAGUCUUAGUGAGAAUUGAGUUUCAACUGUAACAUAUGCAGCGGCAAAUUGGUAUCAUAUUAUGUUAUUGUUCUUGUGGGAAUUUGAUUUAUCUUGUUUACGGCCUUUCCGUAGGUACAAUUAUUUACUGUUGUGUGGGUCUGGUACUUUCAGUUUGAAACUUUUGCAUCAAACUGCACAAUAAUUGGCGCUACAGCCUACAUG
Messenger RNA from Pistacia vera, 1919 nucleotides. RefSeq names its product probable protein phosphatase 2C 22. The transcript is spliced from 4 exons. Bases 531 to 1670 code for a protein of 379 amino acids. The record is from RefSeq and is a predicted model, not a curated record. Gene Ontology annotation, molecular function: cation binding; protein serine/threonine phosphatase activity. Gene Ontology annotation, biological process: protein dephosphorylation. NCBI's taxonomy places the organism in Eukaryota, Viridiplantae, Streptophyta, Magnoliopsida, Sapindales, Anacardiaceae.